Messenger RNA from Dinoponera quadriceps, 10402 nucleotides. RefSeq names its product acetyl-CoA carboxylase (gene ACC). Bases 2011 to 8904 code for a protein of 2297 amino acids. The record is from RefSeq and is a predicted model, not a curated record. NCBI's taxonomy places the organism in Eukaryota, Metazoa, Arthropoda, Insecta, Hymenoptera, Formicidae. Gene Ontology annotation, molecular function: acetyl-CoA carboxylase activity; metal ion binding; ATP binding. The transcript is spliced from 12 exons. Gene Ontology annotation, biological process: fatty acid biosynthetic process.
UCGCAAGAUGAAAAGAGACCGAGAUUGGUGAGAAUGAUAACGUGACGUUAGUCGUGAACGUUAGUUCGCACGUUGCUACCAGCCGGUCGUGAUGCACGGACUUUGUGCGGUAGGACCGCAUCGUCCGAGACCAAUCACCGCGGCCGCUACGUCGCCUGAUGCUCCACUCGGCCAAUCGCCGCGCUCCCUUCAUUUUUCCACGACCUCAUGCGAAAAUCUAUAAAGGACCGUCUACAUUGGAGGUAAUAAGAAUGCCUACGUUGGAAAUGAGUAGUAUUGAGUAAAGAAUAUUGGUUGGUAGUAAGGCAGUGGGAAUGGUGUUACGAAAAGUGUUACUACCUCCAACGUAGACGGUCCUGAAGCCGGUGUUCAUUCAAAAUCCGAUGACACGUCAAAGUAUAUUUGUUCUUCGUGAAAGAAACGAACUGUAUCAAGGUAGAUAGGGGGAGGGAGAAAAAGGAAAAAAAGUUGAACUUCGCCCCGUCGCGCAUACGUGCGCGCAAAUUCAAGUCCCUCUCUGAUACCGUCGUGCAUAGUCAAUAGAGAUUUCUACAAUCAGUUAGUUAGUAUUAGUUGGCGACCGAGCUCGAUGCGCCGAAUGUCGCAGUUCUAACAAGGACUCGCGAUUCCUUCCAGACAGCACAGUAAUAUUCUAUGGAUGUUCCUACGAAUAUUCAUUACGAAUGUACAUCGCCGUGUAUUCAUUACGAAUGUACAUUCGCCGUGUAACGUGCCGAAAACAUUGUUUUAUAUUCAUAAAAUAUUUUCCGGGCUACAUUCCCAAAUGUUCUUACUGAGAAAGAAAUCAGCAAAUUUGUUGAUAAAACCUGCCUAAAAUUGUCCUCGGAAAAACGUUUGGAAAUGUAGCCUCGAAGAGUGCGAAUGCACAGAGAUAUCGUUUGAGCGCGUGUCGUGUUAAUUUUUGCAACAACUGACGCGGCUUAUCUCGCUCGUCGUGAAAUACUUAUUGAUUUAUCACAACCGCGCGCGAAUGAUUCGUUUCAGCAUGCGAGUCGCUCGAAUGAUCAAUAGGCGCGAGUGUAACAAUAAGCACGGCAAUGAGGUGAACAUAAAAUGCUCUUCAACGAAUUUAUUUACAUAAGAUAUGCAAACAAGCAGAUAUCUGUUAUCCGUAUGUCGCGAACUCACUGCCUUCUUCGCGAGGUUUCUCAAGGAGGAAGGCUAGAAAUUCGACGAGAGGACCUUCAAGUUAGCCUUACAACUGGCUUAAACUCUCUCAAACCCACAGAUUUAGCUGAUGAAAUUUACACACUGAAGCGAGUGUACAUUUCUUCGACUAACGCGGCCAGUUCUAAAAGACCAAUUGCUUCUCGAUCGAUGCUUACGUGUGCUAUGAGACUAAUUCAACCGGAUUGUCACGCCAUGCUUCACGGAAUCUAUUCGGCGACCCUUGAACUCGCACGGCUCAUCCGGUCGAGCGACAUAUGCUCGAAACUGCGACGGUGCGUGACUUCCUCCGCUUUUGUUGAUAUCUUCGUUUAGAUCGGCGCGCGGUGUCAGUAGUCGCCUCGUCUUCGGUGGUCGUCGAUCGGUGAGAGAGAGAGAGAGAGAGAGAAGAUACGCGCGUCUUCUUCACAUCAUUGUGAGAAGUGACGAACGCUGCGGUGGCAUGCUACGCUCUCUUCUGGGUUACUUGUUCGGUACUUGCUGUAAUUCUCUUAUCGUCUCACUCCUCCCUCUUUCUUCUUCUUCGUUUGUCAAUUGAAAAUCCGCUCUUCUUAUUCUCCUCCCUUUUCUCCCUCUUGUUUCUCUUACCGUUCAACUCCUUUUUUAAACGCGUGAGCGCAGCUUGUAUAAGUGAUCUCUUCCUACCGAGGACUCCGCUCGUCCCUCUCACAAGAGUUUCUCUUUCAAAAGGAUCGUUCCGUGGUAACGAUUGUUCCGCUGAUUCCUUUGGGUAACGUCGAGUACGGGCAGCCGUCCGAUCCUUUCGACCGUUCAUCAGGAUCGAGCGAGGAGGUCCCCGCUUGCUCGCGGUUCACUCGCGAGAUGUCGGAAACACCGGUGAGCUUCGUCGUUGGGGAGCCCGAUCCCAGCGAAGUGCUGGAGAUCCAGGACAGUUUUCCGAGCGAGGGAGGCGAAAUCGCCGGCUUGCAGUCGCAGGUACAGCCUCUAAAUGUCGCAACGGGAUUGGUAGAACGCCGGAAGCGCCUCAGGCCCAGUAUGUCGCAGGGCACGGUGAUGAUUCAAGCGCAAAGCCGGCACCACGAGAAGGAUUUCACCGUCGCAACCCCGGAAGAAUUCGUCCAUCGUUUCGGUGGCACCAGAGUCAUCAACAAGGUAUUAAUUGCCAACAAUGGUAUCGCAGCGGUAAAAUGUAUGCGAUCGAUUCGACGAUGGUCUUACGAGAUGUUUAAAAACGAGAGGGCCGUGCGUUUUGUAGUGAUGGUCACGCCGGAAGAUUUGAAGGCGAACGCGGAAUACAUCAAAAUGGCAGAUCAGUACGUGCCUGUACCGGGUGGGACCAACAACAACAAUUACGCUAACGUGGAACUGAUCGUCGAUAUCGCGAUACGUACUCAAGUCCAAGCAGUUUGGGCCGGAUGGGGCCACGCUUCGGAAAAUCCGAAACUUCCGGAACUGCUCCACAAAAAUAACAUCUGCUUUAUUGGACCGUCCGAGAGGGCUAUGUGGGCUCUGGGUGACAAAAUCGCGUCCAGCAUAGUCGCCCAGACCGCGGACGUGCCGACUCUUCCUUGGUCGGGGUCGGGAUUAAAAGCACAUUACAGCGGAAAGAAGAUCAAAAUAUCUUCGGAACUCUUUAGGAAAGGAUGCGUCGCCAGCGUAGAGGAAUGUCUAGCAGCGGCCAACAAGAUCGGUUUCCCGAUCAUGGUGAAAGCGAGCGAAGGUGGUGGCGGUAAAGGAAUCAGGAAGGUUGAAAAUGCCGAAGAAUUGCCGGCUCUGUUUAGACAAGUGCAAACCGAAAUACCGGGCUCACCGAUAUUCAUCAUGAAACUGGCCAAGUGCGCUCGUCACUUGGAAGUGCAAUUAUUGGCUGAUAAUUAUGGCAAUGCGAUAUCAUUGUUCGGACGUGACUGCUCCAUCCAGAGAAGGCAUCAAAAGAUCAUCGAGGAGGCGCCAGCUGUCAUAGCCCAGCCAGAAGUUUUCGAAGAGAUGGAAAAAGCCGCUGUGAGGCUAGCGAAAAUGGUGGGAUAUGUUAGCGCGGGUACCGUCGAGUAUCUUUACGACACAACUGGUAGGUAUUACUUCCUGGAGUUGAAUCCUCGCCUCCAAGUGGAGCAUCCUUGCACCGAGAUGGUGUCGGAUGUGAAUUUGCCGGCGGCUCAGCUGCAGAUAGCGAUGGGCUUGCCGUUGCACCAGAUCAAAGACAUACGUCUUCUAUACGGCGAGAACCCCGACGAUCAAAUUGAUUUCGAUCAGCCACGUCACAAGCCUCAACCGUGGGGCCACGUGAUCGCGGCUCGAAUCACCAGCGAAAACCCGGACGAAGGCUUCAAACCGAGUUCCGGUACGGUGCAGGAAUUGAAUUUUCGCUCGUCCAAGAACGUGUGGGGCUACUUUUCGGUCGGAGCGUCGGGCGGGCUUCACGAGUUCGCGGACUCGCAAUUCGGCCAUUGCUUCUCGUGGGGCGAAAACCGCGACCAAGCCAGGGAAAAUUUGGUCGUAGCUUUGAAGGAGCUGAGCAUCAGAGGCGACUUUAGAACAACGGUCGAGUACCUGAUCACUUUGCUGGAAACCGAGUCCUUUCUGAAGAACAAUAUAGACACAGCCUGGCUCGACUUACUGAUCGCGGAACGCGUGCGAAGCGACAAACCGGACGUUCUGCUGGCCGUCACCUGCGGUGCGCUUCACAUCGCCGACCGAACGAUCACAGCCGCUUUCGCUGGAUUUCAGACAGCGUUGGAGAAAGGCCAGAUACAAGCCAGCAACGAUCUGGACAACGUCGUUAACGUAGAGCUCAUCAACGACGGGUACAAGUACAAGGUGCAAAGCGCCAAGUCCGGUCCCAACAGCUACUUCCUCGUGAUGAACGGCUCCUACAAGGAGGUGGAAGUUCAUCGCAUGUCGGACGGCGGGCUGCUGCUUUCACUGGACGGUGCCAGUUUCACGACUUACAUGAGGGAGGAGGUGGAUCGUUACAGGAUCGUAAUCGGCAAUCAGACGUGCAUCUUCGAGAAGGACAACGACCCGUCCCUGCUGAGAUCGCCGUCCGCCGGCAAGCUGAUCAGUUUCCUAGUCGAAGACGGUGGCCACGUCGGCGCCGGUCAGGCCUACGCCGAGAUCGAAGUGAUGAAGAUGGUGAUGACCGUGACCGCCGGCGAGGCGGGCAGCGUGUAUUACGUGAAGAGGCCCGGCGCCGUGUUGGAGGCCGGCACAUUGAUCGCGCAUCUCGAGCUGGACGAUCCGUCGCUGGUGACGAAGGCGCAGGAGUACACGGGCCAGUUCCCUGUGCCGGCGGCGUCGGCCGUGCCGGAGAAGCUGAAUCAUCUUCACGCCAAGUAUCGCAACGCUCUGGAGAACACACUGGCCGGCUACUGCUUGCCGGACCCGUAUCAUCUGCCGCGGCUGCGCGAACUGAUCGAGAAAUUCAUGUUCUCGCUGCGCGAUCCCAACCUGCCGUUGCUGGAGCUGCAAGAGGUGAUCGCGACGAUAUCCGGCCGGAUUCCCGUCCCGGUCGAGAAGAAGAUUCGCAAGCUGAUGUCCCUGUACGAGCGCAACAUCACUUCGGUCCUGGCCCAGUUCCCCAGCCAGCAGAUCGCCGCGGUGAUCGACGGGCACGCGGCGACCCUCUCGAAGAGAGCCGAACGGGACGUGUUCUUCCUGACCACUCAGACGAUCGUGCAGUUGGUCCAACGGUAUCGCAACGGUAUACGGGGUCGCAUGAAGACCGCCGUGCACGAGCUCCUCCGGCAGUAUUACACGGUCGAGAGCCAAUUCCAGCAGGGCCACUACGACAAGUGCGUCUCCGCGCUGAUAGAGAAGCACAGGGACGACGUUGCCACGGUGACCGGUAUGAUAUUCAGUCACAAUCAAGUGACGAAGAAGAACGUCCUGGUGACCAUGCUGAUCGACCACCUGUGGGCGAACGAGCCCGGCCUCACGGACGAGUUGUCCAGCACGUUGACGGAACUGACCAGCCUGAACCGGACGGAGCACAGUCGCGUCGCGCUCCGAGCCAGGCAGGUGUUGAUAGCCGCCCACCAACCCGCCUACGAGCUCAGGCACAAUCAGAUGGAGUCCAUCUUCCUCUCGGCGGUGGACAUGUACGGGCACGACUUCCACCCGGAGAAUCUGCAGAAACUCAUCCUCUCGGAGACGUCGAUCUUCGACAUCCUUCACGACUUCUUCUACCACUGUAAUCGCGCGGUCUGCAACGCCGCGCUGGAGGUCUACGUGAGACGGGCUUACAUCAGCUACGACCUCACGUGCCUGCAGCACUUGGAGCUGUCCGACGAGAUCCCGUUGGUGUACUUCCAGUUCGUCCUGCCCAGCAAUCAUCCGAACCGGCAGAAUCAGUCCCUGGUGGAUCAUCGAGCCGGCGCGAUGGCGGCCUUCCAGGAUCUCGAGCAGUUCGGCCAGUACGCGGACGAGGUGCUGGACCUGCUGGAGGAGGAUCUGUCGAGCCCCGCGGUGCCCGCGAAGCUGCUGGAGGACGAGUCCCGGCACAGCGCGUCGUUGAGCGUGGCGGAGGGCGCGGCGGCGUCCAGCGACGGCUCGUCUGAGCCGGUUCACAUACUGAGCAUCGCCGUGAGGGAGAACGGCGCCGAGGACGACGCCACCAUGGCCAGAUUGUUCGGGGACUGGUGCGCGAGCAACAAGGACGAGCUGAUAUCCCGCGGCAUCCGCAGGGUGACGUUCGCCGCGCUCAAGCGUAAACAGUUCCCCAAGUUCUUCACUUUCCGUCAGCGGGACGGUUUCGUCGAGGACAGGAUCUACCGUCACCUCGAGCCCGGCUGCGCCUUCCAGUUGGAGCUGAAUCGCAUGAGGACGUACGACCUCGAGGCGCUGCCGACCUCGAACCAGAAGAUGCAUCUGUACCUCGGACAGGCGAAGGUGGCCAAGGGCCAGCAAGUGACCGAUUACCGUUUCUUCAUCCGCUCGAUCAUACGGCAUUCCGAUCUGAUCACGAAGGAGGCGAGCUUCGACUACCUCCACAACGAGGGCGAGCGCGUCCUGCUCGAGGCCAUGGACGAGCUGGAGGUCGCCUUUUCGCACCCGCUCGCCAGGCGGACCGAGUGCAAUCACAUCUUCCUGAACUUUGUCCCUACGGUGAUCAUGGACCCCGCGAGGAUCGAGGAGAGCGUCACCAGCAUGGUGCUGCGGUACGGGCCGAGGUUGUGGAAGCUGCACGUGCGCCAGGCGGAGAUCAAGAUGACGAUACGACCGGCCCCGGGCAAGCCGACCUCCAACGUGCGCCUCUGCAUCGCCAACGACAGCGGCUACAGCAUCGACCUGCAUCUCUACACGGAGGCCACCGAUCCCAAGACCGCCGGUAUCAUCCGUUUCGAGUCUUAUCCGUCGCCAGCCGCGAACGCGGCCAAUUGGCGGCCGGGUCCUAUGCACGGCCUCCCGAUCUCGACGCCGUACAUGACCAAGGACUACCUCCAGGCGAAGAGGUUCCAGGCCCAGAGCUCCGGCACGACCUACGUCUACGAUCUGCCGGACAUGUUCCGCCAGCAAGUCGAGAGGACGUGGCAGAGGUACAUUGAGGAGAGGCAGCAGCCUUCGAACUUCGGCUCGAUUCCCAACCCGGUGAUGGACGUCGUCGAGCUGGUGCUGGACGGCGAACAGCUGGUCGAGCAGAAGCGACUGCCCGGCGAGAACGACGUCGGCAUGGUCGCCUGGCGGCUGACCCUCUACACCCCGGAAUAUCCGUUCGGCCGUGACGUCAUACUGAUCGCGAACGAUCUGACCUAUUUGAUCGGCUCGUUCGGAACGCGCGAGGACCUGGUGUUCUGCAGAGCCUCGGAGAGGGCCCGCCGGCUCGGCUGCCCGCGGAUAUACUUCAGCGCCAACUCCGGGGCUCGCAUCGGCCUGGCUGAGGAGGUGAAGGCGCUCUUCAGAAUCGCCUGGGAGGACGAGAGCGAGCCGGAGAAAGGUUUCAAGUACAUCUACCUCACCCCCGACGACUAUGCGCGCUUGGCGCCCCUGAACUCGGUGAAGGCCUCACUGAUCGAAGAUCCUGCCGGCGAGUCCCGGUACAGGAUCACGGACAUCAUCGGCAAGGACGACGGCCUGGGAGUGGAGAACUUGAAGUACGCCGGUCUGAUCGCCGGUGAAACGUCGCGAGCCUACGAGGAGAUCGUCACGAUAUCCGUCGUGUCGUGCCGCGCGAUCGGCAUCGGCUCUUAUUUACUGCGCCUUGGCCAGAGGGUAAUCCAGAUUGAGAACUCGCACAUCAUCCUAACCGGAUACAGAGCGCUGAAUGCCGUUUUGGGCCGUGAGGUUUACGCCAGCAACAAUCAGCUGGGCGGCACGCAGAUCAUGCAUUACAACGGGGUGUCGCACGCGACCGACGCGCGAGACCUGGACGGGGUGGCGACCGUUCUCAAGUGGCUCAGCUAUUUCCCCAGAAGCAAAGGCGCCCCGUUGCCGAUGCUGUUGCCCGUCGUAGACUCGAUCGACCGGGAGGUUGCUUACAUGCCUACGAAAACGGCCUACGACCCGAGGUGGAUGCUCGAGGGCAGGCAUUGCAGCGAGUCGAACGCCUGGGAGAGCGGAUUCUUCGACCGGGGCUCGUGGCACGAGAUAAUGAGGCCGUGGGCGCAGACGGUGGUGACGGGACGGGCCAGACUCGGCGGCAUACCAUGCGGCGUGAUCGCCGUCGAGACGAGGACCGUCGAACUGCAUUUGCCGGCCGAUCCGGCGAAUUUUGACUCGGAAGCGAAAACCAUAUCCCAAGCGGGCCAGGUCUGGUUCCCGGACAGUGCCUAUAAAACCGCCCAGGCUGUUAAAGAUUUCGGGAAGGAGGAGAUACCGCUCUUCAUCUUCGCUAAUUGGAGAGGCUUUUCCGGAGGCAUGAAAGAUAUGUAUGAACAAAUUAUCAAGUUCGGCGCGUACAUCGUGGACGGAUUGCGAGAGUAUUGCAAGCCGGUUUUCGUUUACCUUCCACCGAACGCGGAACUGAGAGGUGGCGCAUGGGCUGUGGUGGAUCCCACGAUAAAUCCUCGCUACAUGGAGAUGUUCGCCGACAACACCAGCAGAGGCGGCGUCCUGGAACCCGAAGCAAUCGUAGAGAUCAAGUUCCGAAAUAAGGACAUCGUGAAGACCAUGCAUCGAGUCGAUUUGGUUAUACACAAGUUAAAAGAGAAAUUGUCGGUCGCGAGCACGACGGAAGAACGAGCCGAGUUGGAGGCACAGAUUCGCAAACGCGAGCAGACCUUGGAACCGAUGUAUCACCAGGUCGCCGUGCAUUUCGCCGACCUGCACGACACCCCGGAGAGAAUGUUCGAGAAGAACGCGAUCCACGAGAUAAUACCGUGGAAAAAAGCACGACAGCUGUUCUAUUGGCGAUUGCGACGUAGACUCCUGGAGGAGGAGAUCAGGACCGAGAUCUUGUCGACGCAGCCUAGCCUCGACGUACGGCAAGUGGAUGCGAUGCUUCGACGAUGGUUCAUCGAAGACAAGGGCGCGACCGAGUCCUACCUGUGGGAUCAGGAUGAAGCCGCGGCCUGUUGGUUGGAGGCGCAACGUAAGACCGAAAACAGUGUCGUGUCGCGCAACAUCAUGUGUGUGAAGAAAGAUGCGGUUGUGACGCGUAUCAAGGAGGCGUUGGAAGCCUGCCCAGAGAUCAGAUUGGACGCGGUAUUAGAAAUCGCGCACAGACUGCAACCGGCUGAACGGGCGGAGCUGCAGAGAACUUUGUCGCAGUUAGAGGCGACCGGGCAGGAACACCAUACGGACUCGAGCGUUUCGUCUUGAGUGUAGACCAAUGCUUUUAACGACGUGUCGCUAGCAGUUGUUGUGCAGAUGAUAAUACAUUUCUUACGUUGGCAAAGGGUUAAGCAGAUUCGACGCGAUUCUUUUCCUCCUGAUAGCGAAAGCAAUCGGUAAAAUUUUUAACAAGCUGAAACUUCAGCAGAAUUUGGAGAAAUUUCAAUUGAUGAUGUUCGAACCUCACCGACGAUCUGUCGAUCUCAACGAACAAUUGUUCCUCAAUCAUUGAUUGUGUGACUGAUUAAGUACUCUAUAAAUCUCUUUGAACAAAUGUAUUCUUCCGUGAAAGGCAAUUGUGGCGAGCUUAUGAACUUGUAUGUAUGAUCAUACGAAAAGAUUAUACAAUAAGUAUCCUCGUAUAUUCCUUCAGCUAUGAAUUCCUCGGCAAGCUUUAAAUGCAUUCUUCCGUAAGAAGAAGUUCCAAAGAGAACACCAUUCUGUGUAACUUCCAUUGAUUAUAAAUUGUCUUUCAUGCCGGUAGUUGCAGUCAGACCUUAUAUUUAGGUCUGACUAAAUAAAUCUUCAUAAAUUCAUCCUCAGUACGGCUCAUCUGAAGAUGAAUUUAAAGAAAUAUAAAGUCCGACAAUGAACAAGGCUUCCCGUUGCUACCGUCCUUGUCGCGAAUUCUUGCGUUAUACGUUCAAAUGAAAAGAUACCAAAUGACAUCGUCAAAUAAGGAUAGUUGCAGCGAGCAGUCAGGAACUUUAAUUGUCAAUGAAAGUCAUCUUUGUGUUAAGAUAAAUUCUAAUAUUAAUCAACAAACGUUUUAUUAUUCAUUUACUACAGCACCUAUUGCUUUAACAACUUUUAAUUUUCGUAACUAUUAAAAUUACCUUAUUAAUAAGAACUCAUUUUUAUCAAUUUGAUAAGGUGGCUUGACCGAAAGAAUAUGCAUUACUAAAGUACAUAUGUAUCAUUAGGUUUCCUUUCCUUUUUCGCUGAACUUAGUGUAUACUUAUAGAACUUAAAGACAAAUAUAUACAGUUAACUUGUAGUAAGAGAACUAGCUAAACUAAAUGGAGUCAGUUCAGCGAAAAAGAACAGACCUAUUGUAUAUAACAAAAUAUGAAUGUACAUUUGCAUACACACAUACGCAAAUAUAUAAUAUAUAUUUAUUUUUUGAAGAACGUACAUACAGUUAAUAGAGAGAAAUGUUAUAUACAAUGCGUAACUACCACACGUUUAAAUUAUUUCUCGGUGCAUGCAACGAAAACGCUGUAUACACACACAUAUCACAUUUCUUUGAAUUUUCUUUCGCGGAAUCUCGUAUGCAUUUAUGUGCUUACUUUGUCUUCGUAUCAGUCUGUAAUACAUACGAGUUCGCACGAGUGAUUCAUACGAAAGAUACUUGUGGUGCGUUUUUAUCACAAGAAUCGCUGGCUCUUCUUUUUUACAUACAUUCGAAUAACCUUAUAAAAUAUUAAAAAAUGAUGUAUAAUAGGAUAACAAUAUAAUUCUUGAUCAUUUCUAGCUGAGGGAGCCU